This is a messenger RNA of Aquila chrysaetos chrysaetos, 2489 nucleotides long. It is a transcript of the gene MUC13, whose product is annotated as mucin 13, cell surface associated. The transcript has 15 exons. The record is from RefSeq and is a predicted model, not a curated record. The coding region runs from base 151 to 1593 and encodes 480 amino acids. NCBI's taxonomy places the organism in Eukaryota, Metazoa, Chordata, Aves, Accipitriformes, Accipitridae.
UUGGAUCUAUCAUUUGCUGCUUGCCACCAUGACGUCAGCUCAGGGCUGAACUCUCUACCUGUGGCUGGGACCUUAAAUAGGCUGACACCAGAAGAGAAAAGCACUUUCUCUUAGGUUUAGCAGCAAGUAGCAGCAGCGACAGAAGCGGCAAUGAGACGCUGCGUAUUCCUCGCUGUGGUGCCCAUCCUGGUGUUGAGCCUUUCGGAAGGAAACAGCACUGAAAACACUACUGCCACAGCUGCGACGACAAGCCCAACAACUACAGGAAACAGCACUGAAAACACUACCGCCACAACUGUGACGACAAGCCCAACAACUACAGGAAACAGCACUGAAAACACUACCGCCACAACUGUGACGACAAGCCCAACAACUACAGGUAAGGAACAAAAGGCCUCAGUCAUCCCUUUCCGAGGACAGAUUGGAACUUUUCCAACACGCAACACUAAGCUGUGCUACCGUCUCCCUUUCCUUUCAUCAGGAAACAGCACUGAAAACACUACCGCCACAACUGUGACGACAAGCCCAACAACUACAGGGGACUUGUGCAACCCAGACCCUUGUGGAAAAAAAUUGGCUAAAUGUGUUGCUUUAUAUAGCACUUUUACUUGCCUGUGCCAAUAUGGAUUCUACUAUAGCAACAAGGAUUGUCACAGAGGGAAAAUAUUCCCCGGGGUCAUUAAACUGAAAGGAUUUUACAGUGAUAGCAUUCAAACUGUAAAUUCCACGCAGUAUGAAGAGGUGUUCCAAUAUACAACAAAGUUUUUUAAGGAUGCCUUCAAAUAUUUAGCAGGCUUUGAACAGACUGUCAUCGUGGAAAUUCAACCUGUAAAAGAAGGCAGAGCUUCUCUUCCAGUGAGUGUAACAGUGGCAAACCUGUUUAUGGAGAACUCAACUGUAAGCACUGAGGCAGUUACAUCUGCAGGAACUGAUGCAGUAGAAAAUUCACCCUACGUCUCUCAGUACAGAGCUACAACCUACUGUGCUGCUUUUAAAUGUGAUGUUCAGACCACAAACUGCGUAGAAAGUAUGUUUCCAAAAUGCGUAUGCAAAAGUAGUUUCUCAAAGACAGAAUGGGAUGAUCGUUCUUGUUCAGAUUGCAGUAAAGACUGUUCUGCAGAAGAAAACAAGUACUGUGCAAAGGAAAAAGGGACUCCAACAUGCAAAUGCAUGCCUAACUUUGAAAAGAAGAAUGACAAAUGUGUACCUUGUCCAGUGGGCUACUCUGGGGAGAACUGCAAGAACAAUAGUGAACUCAUCCUUAUAAUAGUGGGUACAGUGUUUGGAGCCAUUAUCCUGAGUUUAGUGAUAGCAGUCUCUAUUGUUUCAGUAAGAGCCCGACGCAAACAAGAUCCAGAGAAGAAAAGACUGAUAAAGUCAGGAAAUUCCAACCCAAAUACCUCUGAUGACAGACAGACCAUGAUGUUCCCCAGAGUCCAGACCACUUCUGGCCAUGGAAACCCAGGAUAUCAGCCAAACAACCCAUAUGAGAUGCGUUCCACAAAUAGAGGUCAUUUUCCGGAGAGGGAUUAUGAAGAUUUGUAUGAAGCAUCACGGGAGUCUGAGGGCUUUAGGAUGCAGAGCAGAUACUAAGUGACCAGAGUGGUAGAAGGAUGGAUGACCACCGCGACCAUGGGUCAGACCAAAGAGUUUCACAGCCUCUCAGCAAUGCAGUUACUUCAGCAGAAAAGACAACAAAGUCCAUAACCCCAGAUUCUCUGAAGAUUUCUAAAGGAAGACCCCUGCUUGAAAGAGAUCAUGGACAACUCUCUGAAAUAAGGGAAAAAUGAAGGAAAGAGUAUGGAGAAGAAGAUGACAUUUAAAAGAACUAACGGACUCCAAUAAACAUUAGACUUCUUUCAGGAGGCCAGUACAUUGGCAAGAGAGUGAGGGUAGACAAGAUACCAGGAUUUUAACCCUGCUGUUUUCAGUUCUUCUGGAAGAUGGUCCAGGCAAUAUGCGUGAUGCUGAAAAAUGUCAGCACCCAGAGCUUUGCCUGUAUUUGUGCUCACUCCAUUUCAGCUACAGGCAGCCUGCAUGGCUUUGGACAGAUCAAAACUGUUCUUCAUGAGAACCUAACCUGUUUCUCUCUACUGUAUCAGAUACAGUCUUUUUCCCCUCCUCAACCCCCCAAUAUUUCCUAUCUGAAAGCAUUUUGUUUGGAUCUCUACUGAUAUGCAUUGUGUGAGACAACGGUACUUGUCUGACCUUUUACGCAGCCUUCCUUCCCAAUACAAUGACAAGAAACAACAUCUUCAAAUAAACUCUGUUGUUCUCCAUCUUGCACAACGACACUGAUUUUACAUUCUCAGCUCCUGUGGAAAGUGCAAGCUUUUUUUUUUUUUCCUCUUGCACUCUUUAUGUUCUGAUUGAAUGAUCUUAUGGUUGGGUUUUUUUAAAUUUCUUACAUACACUCAAUAAAUCUGUAAAAGAAUCCACAUUUUACGGUACUCUACAGAGUGUGCAUUAUCUAUUGACUAGCAUUAACA